UGUAGCAAUAGCAAUCUCAGUACUAGUUGUACUAACGCGAACGACCCGCUGCCACCGCUCGUGCCGCUGUCCACCGAAGGCGUGAACCCGCGGGCAGUGCUAUGCUGUGUAAAAACGGGGCCCACACGACCCUAUAGUCAAGAUGGGACACAAAUUUCCAACUUUUGGGAGGUCCGCAUGAAAAGUUUCCAUCUGCAGCGUAGUGCUGAUUUUUAGUAAGAAAAGCCGCUCGGGAAAGCAAUUUGCUCAUCAUGUUUACAGCAUUACAAUGAAUGCCAAAACACGAUCGGAAAUGAUGCCUCUCAUGGAGAUGCGCAUUGCAAACGUUCUUGUCAUUGCGCACUUGCAUGACAACUCUGGGGAGGUGGGGGCCACGUUUUUGCUGAGGAUAAGUGCAAGGAAUCGAGGCCUGUCUGCACGAGUACUGCCAACUGUUUGAGCAGGCUCAGCGCGGGCCAGUGGACGACAUUCCAACCUACUUGGAGGCGACAGCGAGGCCGUGGAUGACCACCUACCUGGAGUCCUGCAUCGACCACUGCCCCUGCUGCGUGGAGGACCACUUAUGACAAUGCACAGCUCCCCCUACUUGUUCCCUCAUUUGUCAUGCAAAACCGCAAAUUAUCCACCCUUUUUCUUUAGGCACUGCUUGCAUGACACAGCCGAAACAGCACUAGAAUCGGUCGCGAACAAUUUGUCAUGCAAAAGCUGCAUUGAUGCCAGGACUUGCAUUGCUGUUCAUGCAAUACAAAUGAGGGGGACGAGGAGGAGUUGUGCACUGUCAUACCACCAGCUGAAAAUCGAGAAGGUGGCGCUGGUAUGAAAUGCAAAAGCAUCGCACUUUUGUAAAUUGCAUGACAAAUUUGCCCUGCAUGAGAAAUGGAAUCUGUAAUGCUGUUGAUUGACCUUAGGAAAAAUAUUUGUAAUGCAUAACUGCAAUUGCUACGAGUACGAUACUUUUGCACAGCAUAGCUGGGCGCCCGCGUGUGCACGUUCGGCAAGGCCAUCGCCCCGGUGGACCGCAACGGUAACGCGGUCAGUGGAUAUACCAGCGUUGAGUUGAGCAACGCCGCGACGGACCCGAGGAGCCCGGCGAACAAGAUGGGCCAGCUAUUCUGAGCAAAAACGUCCCCACCUCAUAGUCAACAUCGGAAAGCUGCUAGACAACUCAGCAAGCUUUGGCUUGUUGCGCAUGACAAGUUCAUCUUUGGCCUCCUCGUGUAAUAAAUCCUGUUUAGCUAGUAGGUCAGCAGCAUCACAGAUCUAGCGCAUCGUGCUGCUUGGAGCAUCACAAAUUUCGAAACACGGCUAGAGCAUGCGUCUCAUGGGGCUGCGCAUGAGAAACAUUCUCAGCAUUCAGAUUUGCAUUACAGCGAUGGGGUGCGUGGGGUCGUUUUUACAUAGGAUGCCAGCUGCUCCGCAACGCCACCUUUGAAAAGCGAAAACUGGAGAGCAGCAAUUCCGCCACGGAUUUGGUAUGUCCGAGCAGUCCCGACCACCUGACGCGGCAAGACAGCGCCGCAGCCGCGUCGCACGCCUUUGUGCAGAAGAGUCCGAAAAACCUGCGCCGGGUGUCCGACACCAGUGCCUUUAACGUGCCGGGGAUGGGCUUCGGGAACUCGCUAUGCAAUACAAAUUUCAUAUUCAUCAUUCUGUACACGACGUACUGCAAAAUGCGUCACAAUUUUCUCGCUUGAUAGAUUUAGAGUGUAAAUAAAACACGACCUUCUUUAUUCAUGCUGACUAGAAGGAUUGAUGAAGGUAUCAGGUGGUUUUGUCAGGCAGAAACCGCAUUGCCGGUACGUGUGUGUGUGGGAAAUUUGCUGUGGAUAGUCGCCUAACGGGAAAGGACAGGCGUCAGAAGCCAACUCCCCCUCCAACGCGGCAAAACUCAGUGCGAGCAAGAG
Amoebophrya sp. A120 is the source of this 1904-nucleotide messenger RNA. The record is from the annotation of a GenBank genome assembly. Lineage: Eukaryota; Dinophyceae; Syndiniales; Amoebophryaceae.